Notolabrus celidotus (New Zealand spotty) is the source of this 1785-nucleotide messenger RNA. RefSeq lists its product as uncharacterized. Gene Ontology annotation, biological process: glycerophospholipid biosynthetic process. Bases 51 to 1256 code for a protein of 401 amino acids. The transcript has 9 exons. Gene Ontology annotation, cellular component: mitochondrion. Lineage: Eukaryota; Metazoa; Chordata; Actinopteri; Labriformes; Labridae. The record is from RefSeq and is a predicted model, not a curated record.
GUCAGUAUAACUGAACACUGCACACUGUUCAUCUUGGACAGACAGGCAUCAUGUUGUGUCGGGGGCUCCUGCAGCAGACAGUCCGAUUCAUGUCGACCAGCAGACAGGCUGGUGUCCUUUUUGACGUGGACGGUGUCCUGCUUCGCGGUGGUUCUGUGAUUCCUGCAGCUCGUCGAGCUUUCAGAAAGCUUCUGGACAAAAAUAACAACUUUCUUUUUCCCGUCGUCUUCGUCACCAAUGCAGGAAGCUGUCACAGAAACCACAAGGCUCAGCAGCUGUCUCGCCUGCUGGAGGUCCAGAUCACCCCUGAGCAGGUGGUGCUCUCCCACAGUCCUUUGCGAAUGUUGAAGAGUUUUCAUGAUAAAUGCGUCCUGGUGUCCGGACAGGGACCAGUGAAGGACAUCGCCAACUCCUUGGGUUUUCAGAAGGUUGUGAGCAUCGAGCAGCUCCGAGAACAUCACCCCCUGCUGGACAUGGUGGACCACAACAGGAGACCAAAACUACCUUCGUCGGCUCUGCAGACUCCUCCUAAAAUAGAAGCAAUCAUCCUCUUUGGCGAGCCAAUCAGAUGGGAGACCAACCUGCAGCUGCUGGUCGACGUACUCCUGUCCAAUGGGAGUCCUGGUUGUGUGUACGAGCCUCAGCUGGUGGCACAGCUACCGGUGCUUGCCUGUAACAUGGACCUUGUGUGGAUGGCAGAGGCCCCGUCACCAAGGUUUGGUCACGGGAUGUUCAUGCUGUGUCUGGAGUCCGUCUACAGGAAGCUGACUGGGCGGGAUCUUCAGUACCAGGCACUUCUGGGGAAACCCAGUCUGCUAACAUACCAGUACGCCGAGCAUCUGCUGAGACUGCAGAACCACAAUCACAAGCUAACCACCAUCUACGCUGUUGGAGACAACCUAAUGACAGAUAUCUAUGGUGCUAACCUCUACAACCGAUACCUGGCUCAGCAGCAUGCUACCAUGAAAACCACUACCAAGCUUGUUGCUGAGGGAACAGGCAGUCAGGUGACGAUGGCGGUGCCGGAUGAGGAUCUGAUGUCAGCGGCCGCUCAGUGUCACUCCAUAUUGGUGUGCACAGGUGUCUAUAACCCUCGCUCCCCGUUACCCAGUGACCAGAGUAGCGCGGUUACAGAGACGGUAUUCCAUGGUCACAGAGACCUGGUCUUGGAUCCAGACCUGGUGGAGCCCAGUCAUGUUGUGGAGGACGUGGAGGUCGCUGUCGACCUGCUGCUGCAGCAGGAGAGCUCUACCUGAACAACAUCUGCAGCUGAAACCUGGAAUCUAACACCUGAUUACUGUCCUUCGGUCUUUGACCCCUGACCUUUGUAUGAUUGUUAUUUGUAUUUUUGUAACUUUUAAAAAUGUAUUUAAACUUGAAAUUCAAUCACAUCAACAAGAUGACUUUGCAUUAACAAGUGUGGCAUUGGAUCCAUACACCCCAUUUCCAUAACAGACAAGCUUCAACUGGAAUGCAAAGAUAAAGUUAACAAGAAAUAACAUGGGGGAAUAGAUAAACAUGAGCAAUGAAAAAUACAAUAAUGAAAUGGUCUGAGGUUUUCGGUUAACUUACAAUCUUAUAUUUAUAACUUGACUGUAAUACUUUAUCUGUUGUAUUUGUAUUAUUUGCCAGUGUCUUAUAAAAUAACUUUUAAAUGCCUCCUAGUGGCAGGUGCUGAAAAUAAAUGUUCCUUCAAAGUAGUAACUACAGUGAAACUGGUGCCAGAGCAAAUCUUUGUAUUGCAGUCCUAAUGUUGUGUUCUUUUAAUAAAGGAUAAAUUAUGAA